Messenger RNA from Strongylocentrotus purpuratus (purple sea urchin), 1439 nucleotides. Its product is annotated as muscarinic acetylcholine receptor M2-like. The transcript has 2 exons. The record is from RefSeq and is a predicted model, not a curated record. Bases 124 to 1305 code for a protein of 393 amino acids. Gene Ontology annotation, biological process: adenylate cyclase-activating adrenergic receptor signaling pathway. Gene Ontology annotation, molecular function: G protein-coupled receptor activity; dopamine neurotransmitter receptor activity, coupled via Gi/Go. Lineage: Eukaryota; Metazoa; Echinodermata; Echinoidea; Camarodonta; Strongylocentrotidae. Gene Ontology annotation, cellular component: membrane.
AAAAUACUAUUUUCUUCAGCUAUAUAAAUAGCAUGUGCAAAACAGAAUUUUAGAUAAAUCGUCUGUACUGCACUAUUUGGAGACAAUUUUACUAUUUUCAUCAAAAGUAUAACAAACUACAUCAUGGCAUCAAUCCUAUUUGGAACUACACAAAAUACAACGAUAUUUGGGGAAGGGAGUUGGGAUGAGAGUUGGGAUGAUAACGUGACCAUUCAAGAUCCUGGGUCCACUUCCUCAAGCAUAAAUGGCAUCUUGUUUCCCGCCGUCUUCGCCAGCCUGAUCGUCAUCGCGAACAUCGUCAGCCUCGCGUCGUUCUGCGUCGAAAAACGACUUCGAACCUACAACAACUACUUCAUCAUGAAUCUGAGCAUCCUCGAUCUGCUUAUCGGGUUGCGACUCGGCAUAAGCGUUGCUCACACUCAUCUCAGGUACUUUCCCUUCUCUCAGAACGUCUGUAAGAUUAUCAGCGGGUUUGCUCACGCAUUCACGAGCGCGUCCAACUUCACGGUGGUCGUCAUUUGCGUCGACCGUCAUCGAGCGACGUACGAUCCCAUCAACCAUUUUAUGUCGCGCUCCAAGCAGAAGGCGCUUCUCAAGAACGCGGUCCCGUGGCUGCUCGGACUCGCCUUUUGGCUCCCUUACGUCACCGUGUGGGAGUUCGUCGAGGGUUUCGACAACGGGGUGCAUUGUCUCCGGCGGUUUGCGGUACUUGCUUUGACGCAAGUCGUCACGAACGUGGUGUUAUUUUUCGGGCCUUUCUUGAUCAUCGCCGUUUUGUACUUUAGAAUCUUCACCAAGAUCAAAAGCAUCGGGAAAGGAAACUUCGAGAAAAAGUUUGCAACGAAGGGCCAAUCGGCUGGAGCGAAUCGCAGUAAGGUGGUGGAAAAUUAUUCAGUUGACGACAUUUCGACCAUUAGCAGCGCUACGACCGAUGUAGAAUUGAACUCAGCUGACAUUUGCGAUGACACUUUCGACCAACCAACUUCAAAGAAGAACGCCGAUGGUCUCCAAAGAAAGGUUCCCAAGCCCGCCAAGCGUGAGUCCGUCGUCGAAAUGCGGAAGGCAACGCGUACGCUUCUCCUGAUCGUCAUCGCCUUCGUUAUCGCAUGGCUCCCUUCUAGCAUCAUCCAGCUCACCUACACCAUCGAACCCGCCCUGAUCAUCUCCGGGUUCCCCCGCCCCGCCUAUCUCUUCUUCUCCUACUUGGUCUACGCUAACAAUCUCCUUAACCCGAUAUCGUAUGUCGUCUCGCAGCCUCUCUUUCGCAGCACCGUUAUCCGCAUGUUCCUAUGCAGACGUAGAUGAACAGUCGUUUUUACGAUUGGCACAGUGACUGUAAACUGGAAGUGGUCUGAAUUACGCUCCUAAAGCAGAGGAGGGGGAAGUCUGCCACUCUCUUAAGAGUCACAUCAGAGAUUCAUUCGUUUUUAGUUGAAUCC